CAGCAAAGCGGAUCUCUUCUCCAUAUCUUUUAUUUUUCUCUCUCUCCAUCCAGCCCGCCGACACGCACACUUGGCUGCCACUCUCACUUUUAACCCUUAUAUUUUUUUAUUUCUUCCCAGAGCGUCUUGACUUUUUUAUUUCUUCCGCUCCGUUUCACGGACCCGUGUGGAUUUUACGCUUUUUACUAACCUCCACCUUGGACCUCCGGAGCUUUCUGACCCGGACGCUCCGUGCCUACACGCCAUGUCGCGGCCGUUACUGUCGUGUCUCCUGCUGCUUGUAUCAGCGCAGACGGCCGUCUCCUCCGGGGUCUUCGAGCUGAAGAUCAAUUCCUUCACCAGCGCCCGCAGCGUCUGUCGCUUCCAGUCCCGGGACUGCCAGAUCUUUUUCCGCGUGUGCCUCAAGCACUCGCAGGACGUUAUCAACCCGGAGCCGCCGUGCACGUACGGCACCGCGCUCACGGAGAUCUUCGGCGCAGACUCCAAAUCCAUCUCCGGGAGCGCGCCCAUCAGGGUGCCGUUCCACUUCAAGUGGCCGGGGACUUUCUCUCUGAUCAUCGAAGCGUGGAACGCGGAGUCUUCGGGUCUGGAGUCUACAGAAAACCAGAACAACCUCAUCAGCCGGUUGGCGACCCGCCGCAGGCUGACCGUCGAUGAGGAGUGGUCACAGGACGUGCACUUUGGCAACCAGAGCGAGCUCCGCUACUCGUACCACGUGGUGUGCAACGAGCACUACCACGGUGAGGCCUGCUCCUCCUACUGCCGGCCCCGCAAUGACACCUUCGGCCACUACACCUGCAACGACAACGGGGACCGCCGCUGCUUGGAGGGCUGGAGGAGCGAGUACUGCUCUGACCCCAUCUGUGCAGCGGGGUGCAGCGUCGAGCACGGCUUCUGCGAGUCUCCUGGGGAGUGUGUGUGCCGGCAGGGCUGGCAGGGCGAGCGCUGCGACGAGUGCGCCCGACACCCCGGCUGCCUCCACGGGACCUGCCAGCAGCCAUGGCAGUGCAACUGCCAGGAGGGAUGGGGAGGCCUGUACUGUGACCAAGACCUGAACUACUGCACCAACCACAAGCCGUGCCAGAACGAUGCUUCGUGCACCAACACUGGCCAGGGCAGCUACACGUGCACCUGCAGGCCCGGGUUCACUGGCAAGAACUGCGAGAUCGAGACCAACGAGUGCGACAGCAACCCCUGCAAGAACGGUGGCAGCUGCAAAGAUUUGGAGAACGAUUAUUCGUGCGAGUGCCCUCAGGGCUUCUAUGGGAAGAACUGCGAGAUCAGCGCCAUGACAUGCGCAGAUGGGCCGUGUUUUAACGGAGGAACCUGCUACGAAAACGUUGCUGGCGGGUACAGCUGCCGCUGCCCGCCUGGGUAUACGGGCUCCAACUGCGAGAAGAGGAUCGAUAGAUGCAGCAGCAACCCCUGCGCUAACGGCGCUCAGUGUUUGGACCUCGGUAAGCGCAUCAUGUGUCGCUGUCGCGCUGGCUUCACCGGCUCUCGCUGCGAGACCAACAUCGACGACUGCGCCGGCAACCCCUGCCGCAACGCGGGCACUUGCGUUGACGGCGUCAACGACUUCACCUGCACGUGCACACUCGGCUUCACCAGCAAGGACUGCUCCAUGCGCACCAGCCCCUGCGACCAGUUCCCCUGCGACAACGGCGGCGCGUGUUACACCCACUUUACCGGCCCCGUGUGCCAGUGUCCACCGGGCUUCAUGGGCGCACGCUGUGAGUACUCCGUCGGCAGGCCGACCACAAGACCGCCGUGGAACGGUGACACCCCUUCUGCUCUGAUUGCCGCCAUUGCCCUCGGCCUGGUGACGCUGACCCUGCUGGUUUUGGCCGCCAUCCACAUUCUGCGUCAGCUCCGCUGGGGCAGGGAGCUAACGGGCAUUACCACGUCGGUGAAGAACGACCUGGAGACGGUGAACAACCGCAACGCGGUGAUCGGUGGGGGGGGGCCCUACAACGGGAGCUUGCCAGGAGCGCCACUGUGUAGCCUGAGAGAGAAGGAGGCCUUCCUCAUCCCGGGGGGGCAACUUAAAGUGUCCAAUAAGGAUGCAGCACUGGUGGAGAACGGUGGCGACAACAUGACCAUCUUUAAAAACAAAAUGGCCGACUGUAACCUGGCGAAUGACGAGCAGCGCCUGGCCAGGAACAAGUUUGACCUUAAGAAGUGUGACUCGUCCAUGAAGGACAGCCUGUAUCAGCCAGUGUUCAUCAUCCCGGAGCAGAUGGAGCAGUGUGUGUUUGCCACUGAGGUAUAACCUCCAGUUUUCAGACUGCCGGGGGACUUUUACGCUGAAGGCUUGAAAGGUUUUCACCGAGAGGAUCUAUUCGACACACUUUAUUUUAUUUAAUAUUUAUUUCUGCUGCUCAACAGAAAGAAACUAAAAGAAAGGAUUUAUUUUUUUCAUUAUUUUCUGCUUAAAUAUUGACAAUGUACGGAUGACAAUUAAUCUGUUAAGAAAGAAAGAACAACAAAGGAGAGAAAAGAGGAAGAGCGAAUAUCUGGCAUCAUUUGCACUAUUUAUCUUUUUUUAUACUUUAAAUCUUAAUAUAAUAUUUCAAUAUUUCUGUCCGUAUAUCUGACUCUUCUUUAGAUCAAAUGUGGUUGAGAGGACUAAAAGAAUUGGAAGUGUCAGUGCCUUAGCUCUGCGUUUCCCGUAUAACCUCACAGUAUGAUGUGUCAAUCAAAAGUACCUGCUGACGGCAACGGGAGACGGAUUGUUUAUUUUGCGUCAAACAACCUGAACAUUUUCCUUUUGAAAGCUGAACUGGACAAUUUUUCGCUCCGUCCUUUAUAUUAAAUUUUUUGUUGAAGAAUCACAUGGUGGCCUGUAAAAAAGAAACAAACUCUGAAGUGCCUCUUCUUUAUGGGAAACUGCAACAGGACCCAGGAUGCAGUGGGGUUUUUAUUUGUAUCUUUUGUUCAAACUGUGUCUUUAUGAGCCCAGAAAACCUCAUUCAAAUCCACUGGAGUCCUUUCAACUGGUGAUGUAUUUCUGAACCCAUCAUAUGUACUAUUCAUAUCCAUGAUUCUAAUCCCAGUCUAAAUUAUGUUUCGGCUCAAUCAAGGAGACUUUGUACCUUUAUCAACAACCAGAUGUUUCCUGCAUGUUUCAUGAUAAUCAUGAAAGUGAUAAUCUACCUUUAAGAUGAGAUAGAAAGGAAAAGUUGAACACGUCUCAGGCUGGAUGAAGGUCCAGCCAAGCUGGAUUCGUCUUACAAAUCAAAACAAUUUUGCCGUUGUCUUCCUGUGAUAAGACAUUUUCAAAGUUUAUUUUUCUAUGAAUCAAAAAGAAAAAGAAAAUUGCUGCCUUUUCUCCCUCAUGCUGCCUUCAUUAACCACUGCUGUCACUACAAGUAAACAGGAAGACAGUAAAGACACCAGCUGUUGUUCUGCAACAUUCCAACGGCUCAACCUGUCAGUCACAGAUCAGGGUUUUUAUAUUUAUAGUUGCAAAAAAAGAGGUAAACAGUAAAGGGCUCCAAAGAGAGUUGUUUUUUAAUUUGCUGUUUUUUUACUUCUUAUGAUACCAAAAAUAUGUGUAGUCGUGUCUUUGUACUAUCUUCGUUAAUUUAAGAAAACAAUGCAAUGUGUACAUAUCCUCCAGAAGAUAGUUUUUCUAUUUAAUUUUGCCUUUUGUAAAUAAUUUUGUAUUUAUGAAAGAGAAUUGUAUAUAUAUGUCUAUGUUAAUGUGCCUGUUGUCUCAGUCAGAAUGAAGAAAUAUAUUUUUUCAUAAAUAAAUUUGAAAAAUAACAUUGUGUUCACAUUAUUUCUUGUGUUUAGUGUCUUUCAGCUCUCAUAGCACCAAUGAUCUUUUAACACCACAUAUGUGGUAUAAUAAGGUAAUGAAUGGGAGGAUGAGCACCACAAGGCUUUCAUUUGUAUAUCGGGGCACAACAUUACUUCAUUUUACCUGGAAAGAAAUGUGGGAACUGCUCAGUAAAUACAAUACAAGAUGUGCUAUCACAAGAACUGCUGCAUGUCUUUGGACUGUGGGAGGAAGCAGGAGAAACCGUACAGAACCCACGCUGAUUAUGAGGCGACAGCGCUAGCCACUACACCACCAUGCAAACCUUUCUAAUAAUCUCUGUAAAUUACUCAAUCACAUGCAUGUUAAACCAGUGUUUUAUACCUGGGCCUUCAGUGCUGUCCUACUACA
Molecule: messenger RNA, 4174 nt
Organism: Anarrhichthys ocellatus (wolf-eel)
Lineage: Eukaryota; Metazoa; Chordata; Actinopteri; Perciformes; Anarhichadidae
Gene: dlc
Product: deltaC
Exons: 10
Coding region: 245-2272 (675 amino acids)
Biological process (GO): cell communication; Notch signaling pathway; multicellular organism development
Cellular component (GO): membrane
Molecular function (GO): calcium ion binding
Source: RefSeq, a predicted model, not a curated record